This is a messenger RNA of Fusarium pseudograminearum CS3096, 1311 nucleotides long. RefSeq lists its product as uncharacterized. The transcript has a single exon. Bases 1 to 1311 code for a protein of 436 amino acids. NCBI's taxonomy places the organism in Eukaryota, Fungi, Ascomycota, Sordariomycetes, Hypocreales, Nectriaceae. The record is from RefSeq and is a predicted model, not a curated record.
AUGAACAUCAUACCAGAUUAUUCCCGACAUUUUCAGACCAUCAGCACAUUGAACAUGCCCGACGACGGGGCCGUUGCCGCACUUGGUGCACUUCUUGGUUAUGUCGGCGCCGAAGCUGCGACUACUGCGCCAUUUGAGCAUUUACUCUGGCCGCAACGACACCUGGACAAUCUCUCGUGGCAAUCAGCAGCCAUGGCAGCAUUACUGAUGCCCAUGGGAGGCCCAUUACACAAGGCCGCCUUGGAAACGUUCGAUACAUUACACCGCCAUGGUCUUUUCCGUGGUGCCUACCGUGGACAUAUGCUGGGCACCGCAUUUUUCAAGGACGUGGGAUGGACAUACACUAUGCACGAUAUGGGAGUUAAAGGGCCACCAAAGGCAGUUAGAAACUGUAUUUGGACGAGAGCCAUGGGAAUGUUGAGACCGCCUCAAUUGACCGAUGGGAACAGGCUUGUGCCUAUGGGAGAGAAAGCACAAAAAGAGGCGACUCGUCAGGCUUCAAUCAGAGCAUUGAUAUCCUGUUAUCAUCUGACAUUCAGUCAAGCGACAGAUGCUGAUAAGUCAUCCGGUCUACCAUUCGUGCGCGAGCAUGUUGGCAUGGUUGGACCCAAUGUCUAUCUAUCCAUCCUGGCCUCUGAAUCAUCAGCUAUUAUUCUCGCCAUUAUACUACUUGUGGUCUGGAAAACACCAUGGGCCGCUCUAUGGCUCGCGCCUCUCACGCUACGGUUGAUCAGCGUCCUCUUCGCCAUCCACCGCGAACCACUCGAAUCUCCACAACUCACACCAAAGGAUCACACCUGCGACUUUGAGAUACACUGCCCUGAGUCCAACGGGGACUUUAUAGUCCUCACUGGCCCACCUCCUCUCAUACAACAAUUCAUGCGACACUACGGUCAUCCGUGCCGAAGCCGCACAAAGGAGAUCAUCCAGCUGACUACCAUUUUCGCCCUGGGAUGCGUCUUUCCAGUUGGUCUAGUGGCCUCGGCGCUUUUUAUGCCUUUGCAUCUGCAGUACGUUUGGUUCGGGUAUCAAAUAUUCUUAGUCGCUGGACUACAUAUUGCAAGAUACUGUCAGUUUUCAAGACAAUUGUCUAUCGAUGCAGCUAUUGCGGAGGCAUUUGAACAAGGCGACAGGUUUCAAUCCUAUGGAGACAGCUCAUUACUGUUUGGGAAUAAAAAAUUGGGUUCUGGAACACUCAAGGUGGACUUGAAGGUCAAGUCUUAUAAUAAGUAUGCGGAGGGGAAAGAAGCAGUGCAGGAGUUACUUAUGAACGCUGAGAAGGACGUCGAAAAAGCUAUUGUGAAACGAUAG